Messenger RNA from Chlamydomonas reinhardtii, 4364 nucleotides. RefSeq lists its product as uncharacterized. Gene Ontology annotation, molecular function: nucleic acid binding. The record is from RefSeq and is a predicted model, not a curated record. The transcript has 2 exons. Lineage: Eukaryota; Viridiplantae; Chlorophyta; Chlorophyceae; Chlamydomonadales; Chlamydomonadaceae. The coding region runs from base 10 to 2067 and encodes 685 amino acids.
CCUGCGGAAAUGCCGACAGCUAUAGAAGACGUAUACCCGGGUUUGGCCGUCAACCCAUCGGCCGCUGAUGCGCCCGCGGGCCCCACUUGGUUCGGCGACGGCGGUGUCAAGCUGAACACCGCCGCCUGGCUGCAACACGGCGUCGACACGCCAGCGGUUCGCAAUGCCGCAGUCUGGCACUUCGAUUCCGCACCAGCCCCAUCCCACCACCUGUCGAACUACCCGACCGUCCUGGACAACUGCGACACACUGGGACGGCACUUCGAUGAGAUGUUGUCCAAGGGCUUGACCGAGGCGUACGACCCCGCCGUGCACGGGCCGCUGGAAGACUUCGCCACGGUCAUCAGCCCGCUGCACGUCGUCACCAAGGCCGACGGCGACCUGCGGCCCAUCAUCGACCCUACGCGCUCUGGGGUCAACGCCUGCAUGUCGCCGCUGCCCUGCCCGCUACCCUCCCUCUCCACCAUCCUCCGAGACCUGCCGGCAAACGGUGCGCUGGGCAAGCGUGAUGUUGCCUCGGCCUUCCAUCACAUCAUUCUGGACCCGUCGGCACGUCGCUACAUGGCCUUCCGGCAUCCCGUCACCAACGCCAUCCAGCGGUGGGUGGUGCUACCGUUCGGUGCCAGCCAGAGCCCCGCCAUCUGGGUGGAGCUUGCGAACGCCGCGUGCCGCAUCUUCCAAGACGAAUGCGACCGCCGCGGCCUCAACAUCAAAAUCCACGUCUACGCUGACGACUUCAUGCUGUUAGGAGCCACCCAUGACGACGUGGUAGCCGCGUUUGAGGUUAUGGACUCUCUGGGCGCCGACUUGGGGCUCGAGUGGAAGGCAGCCAAGGACGCCGGCCGUGACACCCACCUGCAGGAGAUUGAGUUCCUAGGCAUGUGGUUCGACUCGGCCAAGCUGGAGAUGCGCAUCUCGCCCUCCAAGCGCGAGCGCUACGCGGCUGACGUCCGGCAACUCCUCCAAGACGCCGCCUCCGGCGCCGUGCCACGCCGACACCUCCUGUCCGUCACCGGCAAGCUCGGCUUCAUCGCCCAAGCAUGCCGCUGGGGCCCCUCGUUCCUCCAGUCACUGUACGACGCGGCCCCCACCCCGUCGCCCCGGCUCCCGCCCCUCGUUCGCCUCACCGAGGAGGCCGUCGCCGACCUGCAGUUCUGGCUGGGGCUGCUCGACUGCGACCAUUCGCCCUGGGACGGAGUGCGCCGCUGCAUCGCCGUAGACCUCAACGUAGUGUUGGGGGAGUUUGAGGGCCCCGAAGGGGCGGUGGUCUACACCGAUGCCAGCGCAGCAGGAUUCGGAGCAGUAUGGGAAGAUGUGGAGCUUCAAGGCCCCUGGCAGCAGAAUGAGCGCGACGCCCACAUUGCGUGGCUGGAACUGAAAGCCAUCCUGCGGGCCCUGCAGGCCUGGGCUCCGGGGCUGGCCGGGCGGCGGGUGCUGGUUCGCUGUGACAACACCCAGGCGGUGGCCGCGCUCAACAGGGGCUCUACUCGCGUGCGGGAAGGGCGCGGACUGAUGCGACAGGUAGCAGAGCUUGCGCUCUCCUACCGGUUUGAGGUGCGGGCGCUGCACAUCGCGGGCGUGGACAACGGGCGGGCGGACCGGCUCAGCAGGCGGCUCGACACGGCGACGGAGCAGAACUACGUGCUGCUGCACGCACUCUACCGCGCCGCCUGCAAGGCCGCGCAACUCCAGCCGGAAGUGGACGGCUGCUGCGAUGUGCGGGGCCUCAACCGGCAGCCAGGGUGCGGCAGCUACUACAGCGCGGCGGCCUCAGUACUGGAGCAGGCGGACGCUCUGGCAGGCAGGACAGUGUGGGCGUUCCCUCCCCAGCAGAUCGUCGGAGAGGUGCUGGCGCUGCUGGCGGGGAUCCGCAGCUCAGGAACCCGGGCGCUGGUACUGGUGCCGGAGUGGCAAGAGAGAGGCUGGUUCAGGGAAUGGGUGCGCAGCCGGCAGUCGCCUUACCGGGUACUGCAAACCUUGCCAAUGGGGGGCUGCCACUUCCGGCUCCCCGGGGGCCGCCUGGCGGGACCUUCGCCGUACGCCUGGUUGGUGCUGUGCAUGAAGUAACGUAACCCGCCACCGCGUAUGGACACACCGCAGGCUGGCAGGCGGCGCCGGCUCCGGGGCCACCUGGCCGCUGCACGUUGUGCGCGGGCACAGUCGACGCUCUCGACCUAGAGUGCAGCGGUUGCGGGGACUGGUCGCACCGCCGCUGCCAAGGACUGGCGGCGGCGGCGUACCCCGGGGGCGUGUUCGUGUGCCGGCGCUGCCUGCUGGCGGAGGCGCAACUGGGCUGUGUGCCCGAUGCGGCACUGGAGGAGCUGGCGGGAAAGGCGGUGGCGGCGGCGGGCAGCGCAGUGGCGGAGUCAUCGGCAGAGACGUACCUGUCGCACCGCCGCCGCGUAGUCCAGUUCGCGGAGUCGGUACUGCGUAUUCCGGCACACGCUGUCUUCCCGCGCGGUCCGGGCGCGGACCUCAACCGCGCACACAUCUGCAUGUUCCUGGCCUGGGCGGUGCAGAGGUACGCCGUCAGCACCAUCGACGGCACGCUCUCGGCACUGUCGGACUGGCAACGGGCCCGGGGCGUCCCAGCGGCAGCAGCCAUCCGCCGAGACCCGAUGGUGCGGCGCCUCUGGGCGCAGCUUCAGCGGGAGGCCGCAGGAUCGGCGGCGGCCCAGCCCCAGAUGAAGCCGCCGUUCCCGAUCGGGCUGCUGGUUUGGCUCGUGGCUUGGCUGGGCACCACCAAUGCCCCGGGCUCGGCCGCGGAGCGGGGCCAGGACGCGUGCUGGUUGGUGCUCGGGUUCUUCGGCAUGCUGCGGCGCAGCGAGCUGGCCGGGCUGCGGCUGCAGGACGUGCGAGAAGUCCCAGGCGGGGGCGUGGAGCUGCUCGUCCGCCGUAGCAAGACGGACCAGAAGGGGGCGGGAGCGCUGGUGGCGUUGUCAGCGGAGUCGGGCAGCGGCGUACGAAUCCAAGCGCUUCUGGCGUGGCACAUGCGCGUGGCGGCCACCAGCGGCGCCCGCGCGGGCCAACCGCUGUUCACACGGCGGGCGGAAUGGGGUUUGCAGCCAGCGGGAAUGGCCAAGGGCGAAUUCACGAUGCGGAUGCGCUUGUUGCUAACGGAGGCGAUGCGGCAGAUUGGCCCGGGGGUUCGGGACCUGAGCGUGUAUACGGCGCACAGCCUACGGCGUGGUGGCGCCACGGCGGCCGCGGAGGGCGGAGCCACACUGGAGGAUAUCAAGGCGCAUGGCAGGUGGAAGUCAGACGCGGUGCGGCGUUAUGUGCAGCCGGGGGCGGGGGCGCGCAUGCGGAUUGUGGGCCGGAUGUGACCGGCCAACUGAGGGUGGGGGGAGUGGCCUCCGCAUGCGCCGAGAAGGGGUGCGGAACGCGCGAUCUCGCCGGCCGCGGCCGGCGGGGCAGCACGGCUCUUCCCCCACCCUGAUGUUGGCGUCUCCCCCGGGGGCAGCUUUAGUUGCGUGUUUUAUUGUGUGGAGAUGUGGUAUAGGGAGGGAGGUUGAGAAGCACGGGUGACAGUUGUGGGCCAGGCACGAUCGGAGACAGAGACGGAAGAGACACACAGGAGUGUGCUGAGACGGAUCAUGUAUUACAGUGGUGCAGACUUUCAACGUUUCCGGUCUGGGGAUCAAUAAGGCCGGAGAGCGCAGCCCAUUGCGAAGCAAAAUUUAGAUUUUGGACUGUGUCAAAAAUCAGGUUUGGGGGCGCCAAUGGGGCUGCCGAGUCCGGCCCAUGCGCGGGUGGGGACAUGGUGGCAGGGUUGGUUAGAGUAAGGGGUGUUGGUUUAAUUUUCAAGUGGUGUUUUAUUUACAGUCCCUCUAGCGGGCUUCACGGCGGGCCGAGACGGGUUCAGAGCCGCCACGCGUUGGGCCAGUGUGCCAAGAGUAGGAUCGAGUUAAACGUCUUUCGUAGCUGUACUUUCGGUGUGGGUAGAGAUUCAAGUUACCGGGGGUUAGGCGCGGCGUUGGCCCGUCUCUCGCUUCCCACCCGCCCACCCAGCGACAGCCGGGCGUAGACCUGGGUAGGAAUGGUGCUGCACCGGGGGGGAGUGGCCUCCGCAUGCGCCGAGAAGGGGUGCGGAACGCGCGAUCUCGCCGGCCGCGGCCGGCGGGGCAGCACGGCUCUUCCCCCACCCUGAUGUUGGCGUCUCCCCCGGGGGCAGCUUUAGUUGCGUGUUUUAUUGUGUGGAGAUGUGGUAUAGGGAGGGAGGUUGAGAAGCACGGGUGACAGUUGUGGGCCAGGCACGAUCGGAGACAGAGACGGAAGAGACACACAGGAGUGUGCUGAGACGGAUCAUGUAUUACAGUGGUGCAGACUUUCAACGUUUCCGGUCUGGGGAUCAAUAAGGCCGG